AUGGCCAAGAGCCUGCGCUCGAAGAUCAAGCGCAAGUUCCGCACGGAACUGCGCAAACGCAUCGGCGUGCCCCACGAGGCGAUCCGCGAGGCCAAGAUCCAGGAGAAUCUCAAGAAUGCGAUUGCUGCGCAAGGUACUGGCACAUCAGUAGCCAAUCUCAAGAAACUGAUGGGUACAUCAGUGCCAAUGUCUAGUGGUGUUAUCACUGGAGUCGUGUCAGACUCUGCGCCAAAGGACACGGCUGGGCUGGACCAGGAGGUUGACGUCCCAAUGACAGACGUGAAGAAGGACAAGAAAGACCGAAAGAGGAAGAGGAAGCCCAAGUUUGUGCACUUUCACCAGCUGCGCAAGAAAGGUGUGUGA
Peronospora matthiolae is the source of this 363-nucleotide messenger RNA. The record is from the annotation of a GenBank genome assembly. NCBI's taxonomy places the organism in Eukaryota, Oomycota, Peronosporomycetes, Peronosporales, Peronosporaceae.